AUGGAUACUCGUAAGAUUUCUAUUUUAUCUGGUAUUUUAAUUGGAGCCACAGCUUUAGCACUCCUAAUUUUUAAGUUUGUUUCCAUUAGGAAAAGACAUACCGCUGUUGAUGAUAGAUUUUUCAUUCCCGAACGAACUUAUCCUUCUUUCAUUGAAAUAACAACAAAGGAUGGUUCAGAACUUAAAGUCAAUGAUACAUCACAGUAUAAUGUAAAGAAAUACUUUUCUAGCAAAAUUCAAAUGUAUGAAUACAUUUUUGAAGAAAAUGCUAAAUGUGUUGGUUUUAACUAUAAAAGUAUGAACGUUUGGAAACAGAAAGAUGGAAGAGAUGGUCCAUACCCAGUAUCAAUAAUGUUUUAUACUAAAAAUGACGUAAUAAUAGUUGAUUUUGGAAAGGACAAUACAUUGGUUUAUAAAUUUAAAAAUAAUGAAUGGGUCCCUGAAACCAGUAGUAGAAUCCUUUUGGAUUUGGAUAUAGAUAUUAAAGAUAACAACAGUGAUAUAAAUUAUAAUUCAAUCUAUAAUCGAGAUGUAUACAUUCCUAAAGCUGGAAAGUACAUUCAAUCAGUUAGUCAUUUGAAUAAUGAAUUAUACAGUGGUAAAGCUUUCCCCGAUCUUCUGGAUAAAGUAAUCGUAAAUAAUGCUAGUACGCCUAGGGUAGUAUCCCUUAAUACUUUAGAUGGUCGUAAUAUUCAAGUUACAUUAAACUGA
This is a messenger RNA of Theileria annulata, 711 nucleotides long. RefSeq lists its product as uncharacterized. NCBI's taxonomy places the organism in Eukaryota, Apicomplexa, Aconoidasida, Piroplasmida, Theileriidae. The record is from RefSeq and is a predicted model, not a curated record. The transcript has a single exon. Bases 1 to 711 code for a protein of 236 amino acids.